GAUGCACAGAUUCCCCCUGCUGACCUCUCCAUGGGCCAAUGGGCACUUGCAACAAGCCUGGGAGAAAGCCUACAGGCAUCACAGGAGAAAGGUGCAGAAUGCCCAGCCAGUGGUGGACACCCAUGCACCUCCAACGUUCAGCCACCUCCACCUGAAGCUCAAGAGGCUAAAGCUGGAGGAGGAGAAGCUCUCCACCAUCGACCGGGACAAUCACCUGCUUCUGGAGAGGGUGGCCUCUGUGAUGAGGACCAAGGAACACACUGAUAGCAGAAACAACUCCAUACAGAGAAGGUAA
Molecule: messenger RNA, 295 nt
Organism: Jaculus jaculus (lesser Egyptian jerboa)
Lineage: Eukaryota; Metazoa; Chordata; Mammalia; Rodentia; Dipodidae
Gene: Cfap97d2
Product: CFAP97 domain containing 2
Exons: 3
Coding region: 2-295 (97 amino acids)
Source: RefSeq, a predicted model, not a curated record